Plutella xylostella (diamondback moth) is the source of this 5196-nucleotide messenger RNA. The record is from RefSeq and is a predicted model, not a curated record. Lineage: Eukaryota; Metazoa; Arthropoda; Insecta; Lepidoptera; Plutellidae.
GUCAAUGUCAACUCGUCUUGCGUCAACCUGUCAUGGCGAAGAAAAAUAAAUAAACAUUUUACGGAUGUUUAUCAAAAAUAACUCAAUGAUUUGCUGUUAAUAUGUGAAAUAACUAUACUGCACUGCAAAGUGAGUUCACAUAUUUAAAAUUUCUUAGAAACCGGCAUAUAGAGGUUAGUAUUCACAUUGAAGAGUGUCUGAAAGGUCUAUCGUCAUGUUGUCCACGCUGCAACACCGAUGGACCGGCUUCUACUUGCUGCUGAUGGCUUUGGCAGCCCUGUCUCUCUUCCUCUAUGGAUAUUUCCCCAUAAAAUACCACACAGGGCAAAUAUCCCGUCGCAACCAUCUACCUACCAGUAUUAAUGGAGUGCCCAUUGAUGGGCAACAAGUUUACAACCCCGGGGAGACCAGUGUGAUACUGAUGGUGAUUGACGGGCUAAGAUACGACUUUGUCACUGAAGAGUACAUGCCAUUUACUGGCCAGCUGCUGAAGAACAAGUCAGCCUGCGUGUACGUGUCUGUGGCGGAACCACCAACCGUCACUAUGCCCCGGAUCAAGUCCCCAGAGCGGAAGGUUGAGAAGGCACAAUGGAGGAGGACUAUAAACUUCUGGCGGGAUAUAUUUGCUAUGAUGACGGGCAGCAUAUCCACAUUCGCCGACGUGGCGUUAAACUUCGGCGCUCCGGCCGUGACUGGCGACAGCGUGCUGAGAGUGGCUCAAUCCCGGAAGAAGAGAUCUGUCAUGUAUGGGGAUGACACGUGGCUUCGGCUGUUCCCGGGAAUGUGGGCCGAGAGUGAUGGAACGACGAGCUUCUAUGUGACGGAUUAUACUGAGGUGGAUAACAAUGUGACAAGGCAUCUGGAUAAAGUGCUUACGCCAGAUGAGAAGAACAAACCUACUUUCGACUUUCUAGUCUUACACUACCUCGGUCUAGACCACAUAGGGCAUCUAGAAGGCGCUAGAAGUCCUAAAAUCAAACCUAAACUCAUUGAGAUGGACGAAGUCGUCAAGAAAAUUUACAAGGAAAUGUCUAAAUGGGACAGAACAGGGGUGCUAUUCGUGUGCGGCGACCACGGCAUGCGAGACGCCGGCGGCCACGGGGGCGCGUCGUCGUCCGAAGUGUUGGUGCCGUUGGUUGUGGCCAAGACUAAUGAUUACCUGUGUCCUUAUGACAACGGCCGCGGCCCUUACGUGGCCCAAGUGGACCUAGCGCCAUCUAUCGCGUGGCUGCUGGACUCGCCGGUUCCGGGCGACAGCACCGGCCGCGUGCUGCCGUCGCUGCUGCCGCGCGACACGUUGCAGCAGCUGUAUCUGCUGCACUAUGUUGCCGCGCACAACGCCCGGGCUGUUGCGUUGCAGCUGGGGCAGACGCCCAAGGAGAAAGAGUUCUACAAACAGUACGAGCGUGCGCAAGCGCAGUUCGCUCACUACCUUACGACCAAACAGGAGAGCGCGGCGAAGAUAGCCAAAGAGUUCUACGAACAGGCGCUCACCGAGAUGUCCAAGUAUUUGACCGAAUCGACGGUCGAGUUCGAUAUGUUCGCUAUCGUGUCGGCGCUUGUCGUUCUUUAUGCGGUAACAGUAGCUCUCGUCUGCGUGACUCUCUACUCUUUACAAACCGAGGAAAGGCGUCGCCACAGCGUGACCCGCCACCUCCACAGAAGAACCCAGGCCGGGGCUUUAGUAGCCUUCGUAAUCGUACUCUGUGUAGCCCUCUUCACCCUAACUGUGGCAUGCGCCAUCAGCGAAUCCAAAAGCAAUCUGUGCUCAUAUGACCCUAAUUGGAUACCAGUGUUCAUUGCCAUAGCAGGAGGGUUAACUUUUACGUUCUUCCUUAUUAAAACAGCCAUAGAAAAUUACUUUGAUUUAAAUAUACUAAAAGAUCUGAAUGCGAUUGACUAUUUGUUGAUUGGCGGGACAGUGUUCCACGCUUGGUCGUUUCUUGGGACCAGUUUCAUAGAAGAGGAACACAUGACGUGGUAUUUCUUCUGGAAUACGCUGAUGUUUUUCGUGUUGAUACGCACAGUUGUCGUGGUGGUGAUGUAUUUGAGUAAGAAACUGCUUGGUGCGACUGAAGUGCAGGAAAAGCCGCAUUUGGAAGAGAGAAUGAGCGCUGGGAUCAGUAUUAUGCCGAAGUGGGUGGCGUUGAUCGCUUUGCACCGAUAUUUAAGAACGAUGAACCAGACGGGUGAUCGGUGGCUGUUUCUGCCCGACACUGCUGAUUGGCUGAAUGCACCGGAGAAUUCUGAUUAUUUGCAAGCACAUGUUAUAGUCGGUACUAUACUUACGGCAGCGAUUUGCCUACGAAACGUGAAGUUCACCAACAACUCAAUGUACCUACAGUCCUUACUAACUAUCCUCUCAACAAUAUGCAUAUUCUGCUACCGACUGGCCAGCAAAUCCAUAGACCCGACAGCGACACUCAUAGACAUUCAGUCAUGGGACACGGUUGAUAUCGUCAACGUAUUCUGGGCUCUUCUCAUCAUACAAACGAUGCUCGAAAUAAGCUCCUUUAUAGGGCUUCUAAAACCUUUCACAGGAAAAGCCGGCCAUCCAAACUUUGAGCCUGUAAAUAACAAACAAUUUGUGUACACUAAGCCAAAGGCGAAAACUGAAGAUUAUGUUUACGGCACAGAUGAUGAUGAACCCUUUAACUGCAGCGAAGUAAAGAUGAAUUUGGCGUGUUCGUUAACACAUUUGAUGUACAAUCACAUGAUGCUGAUAAUCAUUUUGCUGAUGAGGCCACACAAUGUGAUAAUGGUGCCGAGUAUUUACGUCACUUGCCAGCUGACGUCUGAGUGCUUGGACCACAAGUUGUUAGACUCGAGGCCGGGGAGGAAAACUGAGGCGUUGGAUGUUUUGAGUCGGACGCUGGCGCAUAUAUGGAUUGGAUACGUAUUCUUCUUUUAUCAGGGCAACAGCAACAGCCUAGCCUCGGUGGACCUGAGCGCGGGCUACGUGGGGCUGCGCGACUACUGCGCGGCGCGCGUGGCGCUGCGCAUGGGGCUGCACGCGCACGCCGCGCCCGCGCUCGCCGGCGCCGCGCUGCUGGCCGCCGCCGCCAGGGGGCGACACUAUCAGAGGUAUCUGAAGUCCUUGUGGCAGAUAUCCAACAUCCUCGCCUUACAACGAGUCUACCAAGUGUGCGUAUAUGCAGCUAUUGCAACAGCCUUCAGACAUCACCUGUUCGUAUGGACCGUAUUCUCGCCAAAACUGCUAUACGACUUCGUAGCAACCGUCUUUACAGCGCAAGCCUUGUUCACGAUAGUCAACAUUAUACUUGUGACUAAUUGGACGAAUGUGGUGGCUAAAGCGGUCGCAACUAAGUCUAGACUGUGAUGGGACAUCUUAUAACUUACUUUUAAAUAGAACGAAACAGUUAGAUCAACUAAUCCAGGCGUGUGAUUGGUGUAAGGUUUUAUAGGUUCUUAUAAGGAGCAAGGAUCUACUGUUCCACUGUUUCGUUACAAUAGAUAGGGUAUAGUUAUGUAUUGUGGUUCAAAGAACUAAAGGGUUGAUAGUGAAAGCCCUACAGACUGUCUUGGAAGUAGCCAUAUCUUGUAAGGUGUAGUCAGAUUUCAUUUGGAAUAGUCAUAAGUUUUUGUUGUGUAUGAGUGAUGGGUUACGAACCGUAUCGCCAUUGAUGAUCUUUGUGUGAGUUAUCUUACGAAUGGUUCCUAGGCUGUUUUAUUAACAUGUAUUAUUUUUUUCGUAUACUAUAGUUUAUUGUAUAUUUGUGUGUGUAAGGACUUGACUGAAGCGGAGCCAAAAUGAGGAAUGCUGUAAAUUUUAUUAUGUUUUAAAAACGUUAUUUUCCAAAUAUAUUACAUUCCAAUACGGUUAUUGAUUUUGUUUACUUAAAGCCUAAUGUAUCAAAUUACAUGUUACCAAAGUACAUUAGUAUGUAAGCACUUAUCGUAUCGCCCAAAUUAGCAUAUGGAAUCUAAUACUAUGUAUGUACUGUAAUAACUUUGUAAAAUAAGACACUGCAGAGCAGGUAAUUAAAUAAAUAUUUUUUAAACGUCGAUAUUUUAUUGAUUGAGCCCAAAUUCAUGUAUGAAUAUACUGUGAGGUGUUGCUUUAAUAUUUUUCCUCAAUAAGUAACUCUAAGUUUCGCUCAUUGCAAAAUACAAUAUCCUAUAGACUAGACCGUUUCACCGAAUAAGACAUCUGUCAAAACCCUUAUUACAUAGGGUAGGUAGUUUUUGUGUCAGAUGCCUUAUUUGAUGAGGGUAGUUUUAGGGUAGUUUUUGUUUGUGUCAAUAUGUCUGAUUUGAUGAAACGAUAUCGUCACUCGAACUCUAAGUCACUCGAUGAUCACAUUAAUUUAACUCGAUCUCCUGUUUAUUCUAUGCAGUUGUAAUGUUUGAAAUAUUCUGUUAUUUCAAUAAAUGUAUAUUUUCAAUAAAACGAAAACAUUCAUCAUUAAUUUGUUUAUUAUGGUUAAAUUAUCUGUAAACCAUUUUUUUUACAUUUUCUUUUUACUUCACAGGGAUAUUUAUUACACCCUAUACCAAACCAAUGACUAUGACCUAAUUUUAAGCUUUAUAGUCAAAGUAAAAUAACAUACUUUUACAUAUUUAUUUAUAUAAUCUGAAAUAUGAAAAAUAAAAGCACCGAAUGCAACGAUUAGAUACAGGAAUAACUUUUCAGGACAUAUUCCCCUAAAAGCCGCUCUGUAGUUAUUUAACUGCACAAUUUUCAAAACGAAACAUUUCACCAUUUGUUACAUACAUGGAAUGAUUAUAAAAAUAUUUACUAUUCUGCCCUUAAUCUAAUAAAACGUCGAAAAAUAUAUAAUUUCCAUAGUUAUUUUAAAUACAACAUGAUGUGUUUCUCGUCAUCCAUUGAUAAAUUUAUGCUUUAUUUGGCACUCCACAAAAGAAAAAACAAUUUGGGGAAAACUUGGUUUGCCAAAUGUCUUAAAUACAUACAUAAAUAACUAAAUGCAAAACAUAUAAAAGUAUAAUAAAAUGCGCCAGCCGGCAGCACAGCUUUUGAAACUAUACAUUGAAAUUAUUAAUAUUAUAAACUAUCUAAGCUAACCUACCCCCUUUACAUAAUUAAAAUUCUCUACAUAAAAUACAAGGAAUUAAGUUACGAUUACCCUCACAUUCCGAAAAUCUAUUCAAAGUUAACGUUUAUAAAAACUUUGAUAAAUAGUAUUUGUGUAAAAUUCUUCAGAUUCACACUGA